GAGGUCGUGAUGUGAGAGAACUUGCCUUGUAAAUUCCUUGGAAUUCAGACUCGGUUGUUGUGUGCGCUCAGCUAUCCAUACCGUAUCCUAGCAGCAAGACGGACACUGAACAAAAUGUGAAGUGCUGACUAUUUACAUGCGGGAUUUGAGCGCCGCUUUUGAAAGGAUGGGCUAGCUUGGACGGCCUCUAGCACCAUGGACUGUUGCUCCAGAUCUAGAGUCACUGUCGCAGCUGCAAGCAUCUCGGAACGGAACCGCAUGUAUAGGUUAUUCAAAGCAGACCAAAUGCUCGGUAAUUCUAUGCAGAACAUACAUGAACUUCGUACGGUGAUGCUUAUCACAUGGAUGCAUAUCAAACGGAAAGAAAGUAAAAUGAAAAUAAGAACAGAAAGGCCGUGGGCGACCAACGGUCGUCGCUGGCAGUGGCAAGAGCACACCGGGGGCGACGUUCGCCACCAGUGCGCGGCUGUGGGGGGCUACCCACCGGUGACGAGGAGCGGGCACGGAGACCGCCAAGACCACGGAAAACCGACGGUCGCAGACUGUAAGGGCGACAUUGUCAGCAACGAUGAGCGACAAGGGAAGGGUCACUCACAAGUAGCCAGAGUUCAAACACGAAGCAAGGUCAAAGGCUCGGAGCAUGCGAAGCUUGUGGGGUGGCCACAGCCGCAUCACGGCUCUUUCCUCGCCGUGCAUUUGGUCUAG
Messenger RNA from Laetiporus sulphureus 93-53, 705 nucleotides. RefSeq lists its product as uncharacterized. Bases 196 to 705 code for a protein of 169 amino acids. NCBI's taxonomy places the organism in Eukaryota, Fungi, Basidiomycota, Agaricomycetes, Polyporales, Laetiporaceae. The record is from RefSeq and is a predicted model, not a curated record. The transcript has 4 exons.